Myodes glareolus (Bank vole) is the source of this 4078-nucleotide messenger RNA. Lineage: Eukaryota; Metazoa; Chordata; Mammalia; Rodentia; Cricetidae. The record is from RefSeq and is a predicted model, not a curated record.
CGUGUCCCUGCGUGGUGGGCACGGCAUCGUGUGGCUCCGCUCUGCACACGGCCCUUCUCGCAUAGGCAUCAUUGGUGCUAGCCGCCCGGAAGGCCCCCCACCACCCCACAACUCUUGGGGCGGGGCCAAGACUUCUGCGACCCUUUGCUCUCCAGCAAGUAGCCGGUCCCCACCUGCACCACGCACAGGGGGACAGCCUACGUCAUCCUGGAAGGCGCUGCUCCCGGCAAAUGCCUGGAGAGCUCAGCAUCACGGGAGAACGGAACCAGCUGCAGAAGGACCACUUUCCCGUCCCACUCCCUUAGUCGAUCUCCGCCCCUGGCACAGGAACCUCCUCUGCAUUCAUCUUGGUUUGGUUUGGUUUUAGUGGGAUUUGCUUUUGUUAGGGGCUAAGGACGAGCACAGGAUCUCACUCAUGCUAGACUAGCUCCUUAUCACGGAGAAAUAAUCACAUCACAUCACACACACACACACACACACACACACACACACACACACACACACCAGCACAGGGUGCUUGUUUCGAACGAUAAAAGUGUGUGACUGAAAGCUAGUGUGGUGGCGCACGCCUGUAAUCCAGCUCUAGGGAGGGAGAGCAGGUGGAUGGCAAGUUCGAGGCCACCGAGACUCUGUCUCAAAACAAGCAAGCAAAAUGUCCAGUGAGAAACCCUCUGGCGUGACUAUGCUAGUACUAAAAAAGGAAGCUAAUCGGGCACGGGUUUACAAGGAGGCGCUGCUGACAGAAUGCGCUCACGGCACACGCAAAGUAGGAUCAGUUCCUCGGGAGUCCCCACGGCGACCACUGCAGACUGCGGGACUAGGGGCGGGGGCGCACACAAUUGUCCCCAUUCUUCUCCGCCCCGCCUAGCGAGUUCUGCCUGCUCUCUGGCCUAAUUCCCUGGUGGAAGUCCAGAGCCGGCUGUGGAGAGGGAAAACCAUCGCCCCACCCCGCCCUGCAAUCCUCUGUCCCGCAGGCGCAGGGCGUUAGAGCCCUCACUCCCGAUGACCCUGGUAGCCAGCGCGGCAGGUGCAGCCCAGAGGCAGCGCGUAGAUGUUGAUCUCCAGAGUGGCACCCGUGACAGCUGUGACAUCAUCCCAGGCUUCCAACCCUGUGUUGGUAAUCUGAUGUGAAGAUGGCCGCCAGGGUGAUCUGGGGGAGCCUCGGCCUGCUUCGAGUCUUGUGGUGUCUCCUUCCCCAGACUGGCUACAUACACCCAGAUGAGUUCUUCCAGUCACCUGAGGUCAUGGCAGAGGACAUCCUGGGUGUGCAGGCUUCACGGCCCUGGGAAUUUUACCCCAGCAGCUCCUGCCGUACUGUGGUCUUCCCACUGCUGACCUCUGGCUCUACCUUCUGGUUGCUCAGGUUCUGGGAAGAGCUGGGGCUCUGGCCCGGUCUGGUGAGUGGCUACGUGCUGCUGGUGGGGCCCCGACUCCUCCUCACUACCCUCUCCUUUGCCCUGGACUGGGCUGUGUACUACCUGGCCCCGCUGUGGGGGGCAGAUCGCUGGAAUGCCAUGUGCCUGCUGUCUGGGUCCUAUGUCACUCUGGUUUUCUACACAAGGACCUUCUCCAACACCAUCGAGGGACUGCUCUUCACAUGGCUGCUGGUGCUGGUGUCCCCUUAUGUGGCAUGGAAUCCCACAUCAGAGAAGCCUACUCCAGGCCCAUGGUGGCAGAGCUGCCUUCUUGGUGCUGUCAUGGCUGCUGGCUUCUUCAACCGGCCAACCUUUCUAGCCUUUGCUCUGGUCCCCCUUUCUCUCUGGGGCAUCCACAGAACCUUGAAACCUAGCAUCACCGCCUUGAUCCAGGAGGCCCUGGUGCUGUUACCAGGGGCUGCUCUUGCUGCAAUGUUGUUUAUAACCAUGGACAGCUGGUACUUCUCCAGCCUCUCCAGAUCCAGCAGCCUUGUUCUUACACCUCUCAACUUCUUGUACUACAACCUGGACCCCCAAAACCUCGCAAGGCAUGGCACACAUGCACGGCUUACUCACUUGGCAGUCAAUGGCUUCCUGCUCUUCGGGGUUUUGCAUGCUCAAGCCCUGCAGGCUGCAUGGCAACAGCUCCACAGCUGCUUCCGUGUGUUUGCGCAAACGGGCUUCUUGGGGAUGCUGGGUGCUAGUGGCCUACUGUCUAGCUCCAAGUCUCAUCUCCUUCUCCUCUACUUCACCCCCCUGGUCCUGCUCUCUGCCUUUAGCCACCAAGAGCCUAGAUUCCUGAUUCCCCUCAUAGUCCCUCUAGUCCUGCUUUGCAGCCCACAGACCCAGCCUAUACCCUGGAAGGGCGCCCUGGUCUUCUUCAAUGCCCUAGGUGCUCUCAUCUUUGGCUGCCUGCAUCAGGGAGGCUUGGUACCCGGCCUGAAGUAUCUGGAGCAUGUAGUCCACGCACCCGUCCUCCCGGGCACGACCACACACUACAUGCUUCUCUUCACUCACACCUACAUGCCUCCUCAGCACCUCCUCCACCUCUCAGGCCUGGCAUCGCCUGUGGAGGUGGUGGACAUGGGCGGGGCUGAGGACUGGCUCCUGUGCCAAGCUCUGAACAACUUCAGCGGACAAGCAGCCUGCCGACUGGCUGGUGGGCCACAGCUCUGCCGGCUCUUUGUAGUAACUCCAGGGACCAACAGGCAUGCUCUGGAGAAGUGCGGACUUCCUCUCAAGAAUGAGACCCUCUUGUUUCCCCACUUGACCCUGGAGGACCCUCCAGCCCUGUCCUCCCUACUCAGCCAGGCUUGGAGGACCCACCUUAGUCUUCACAUCAUAGAGCUGGAGGGUGAGCCUGUCAUGACAAAGCAGCCAUGGCCCAAGAUUCAGCCAUAGGAGGAAGGUGCCACCCCACCUUUUACACAGGCUGCUGAGUUGAGACACUGCUGUGUCUUCUGGGCACAGUGACAGGUUGUCACAACAGUGACAGGUUGUUCCUCUAGGUGAGACACCAAAGAUCUGACCAGUCAUGGUCCCAAAGCCAAGAUCCCCAAAGAAACCUAGCAUACCCACUGGCACGUGUCUGUUUCUACGCCAUUACUUCCGAUUGCUGUAAUGUCUAAAAUACAUAGUCGCACCUGGUGAUCAAAGACAAUGAACUGCUGAUGGUAUCCCUGAGUGGCCUUGCCCAACUUACAAUGCCUGACUUCUUCCUACCAUCAUUUCCAAUCUGACACUGUGAAGUAGGGACAGAGGUGGCUCAUAGUCAGCUCUAGUCCCUAGUCUGUGACUCAUAAACUGACCAUAAUGAAGUCCCUUCCACUCAGCCAACCUACCACCCUGAUGGAUCAGAGGGUCCUGAGGUCAGUGUCAGCCCUGGAGCCCGUAGCUCAUGUCCCAUAGCUUGAUACACGUCUCUACAAGGCUCUUUCACUAGGAAGCCGUCGUUGUAUUAUAUUUCAUAACACUUUGGUGCCUGCAUACGCAGUAUUUAGGUAUAACCAGAACAAGCCAUUCUAGAAAAUACCUCCCUAUCCUCUCCUACUCCUUUCCUUGAGCAGUGGUGGAAUUUUCCCAGUCAUUUUCUCAAAGAUUGGGUAAUGUAGCUCAGGAGUCGAGUGCCUAUUUAGCAUGCUCAAAGCUGUAGGAACUACCCCCCCCCGCACCCUCCCCCACCAAGAAAAAGAAUCACUCUCCCAGAAGGAAGAACCCAGGUGCUCUCCCUCCUCAGCGCUGCUGUGAGGCCCUCUUAGCCUGCCCCAGUGGGAACACAGACUGCUCAGAAUCUGGUACCCAGUCUAAAAGCUUUUCCAACAGCUUCAAGCCUUCUAGACGCUAACAUUAACUGAGUGGCUUAAACAGAAGUCUAGAAAUUGAGUUAGGGAGUCUCAGAAUAAAAAGGGAGGUUACAUGCUUGGGUCUUCAGUUAGCUGGCCCCUCGAAACGAGGAAGAGGAAACCAAACAUCGUGUGCCACGGUAUCCGAGGCCUUAGUGCUCAGAGGUGACAGAGCAGGCAGCCUCUGAGUAGCACAGAUGCUGUGAAGAGUAGGAGGGGUGAUCAAGACUACAGACCCUGGAGUUACAUGCCCGGGCUCACCUCACUCUGCAUGGCUUCUGAGUUGCGCGAAAAAUAGCCUCCAUCCUCACACGAACGGAG